Messenger RNA from Morchella importuna, 2409 nucleotides. RefSeq lists its product as uncharacterized. The coding region runs from base 1 to 2409 and encodes 802 amino acids. The record is from RefSeq and is a predicted model, not a curated record. The transcript has 3 exons. NCBI's taxonomy places the organism in Eukaryota, Fungi, Ascomycota, Pezizomycetes, Pezizales, Morchellaceae.
AUGUCUAUGCUGUUCUCCUUCUACGAUCAGGAGUCUUCUUCGCCAGAAUCAGAGGAUGAAGAAAUGGGGGGUGCAGAGCUCUAUGAUGAAGAUGUCGAGGGGACGUUUUACUACGACUAUGACGAGUCGAGACCAAGCACUCCAGGUCUCCCAGAACUAGAACCGUUACCGCCAGCAAUAGACCGGAUUCCGUUCGAGCUGUGGGAGUUGAUAUUUGGAUUUGUGGCACCGGGCCUGAGAGAUGAUGGAUAUCCGCCGCUGAAGAAUCUGUUGAACUGUGCCUUGACUUGCAGACUUUGGUCAUAUACAGCAAUUCCGAUGCUGUACAAAACGCAUGGCUAUGGCGUCUUCAUGCCAGACUCCUCAAAUCGAGACCUUGGUUCAACAUAUUUCCCGCUCUCGCGAAAAGUGGAUUUCUUCAGCACCACGGCCGACCGAAGGAUGAUGAAGCUCUGGCGUACGCUCCUGCUCUCGUGCUUCACCGUCUCAUCGAGCACAGAAUCCGCAGACGCAACGCUGUAUCCAUACAUCAACUAUGUCACCCACCUCGAUGCACGGACCUUGGUUAUGGUUUUGACGGAGAUCAUGAAAUCGCAGCGAGCUGUGGGCGUGAAGACGGCGCUUGGUUCCAGGGCCCCUGAGUACUUUUUCGGCGGGCUUUUGGGGGGUUUGGAAAUAGCGGGGGCGUCGAGGGGGGAUAGGAUGAUUGUUGGCGGAUCCGAGUAUGACUCCAAAAGCCCUGUUUACGGGAAAGAUGUGAAGAUUUUCGUUGGAGAUACGGCUUUGAUGAUUAUGGAUUUCCUAUAUCCCCAUAUCCAUCAUCUCAAGGGCUUCACAAUCCCGGAAUUGGGCCAGCUGCGAACUCUCGAUCCGGUCCGGAUGUCGCACCCCAUAUCGCUCAUAUGUUCCCUUGAAAACUUGUCCCGCUUGGUUAUCUCAUCCGGCUGGAUGGUUUGCCCCGAGCUCGGGAAAGCCAUAGCUUCAAUCCGGCCCACACUGGUAAAUCGCAGCUUCUCACGCCCCGGAAGACAAAAGGUCAAAGCAGACACCUUCUGCCUAACAAUCCUCGACUGGCGCUUCAAGACGCACUAUGAUCCCAUCUAUAGCCACAACGAGGACUGGAAAAGCGAUCGGUCAGAUUCCAACUGGUCUGUAGGAACCCUGGAAAGGUUCUUUGAUUGCCUGAACCCGAACUCUGUAACCUCAUUGGAUCUAGAUUUCAACAUACAGUACUCGCGGCUCCCCGGGAAGGAACCUGGAAGCGUCCCCUUUGCGAUUCGCCAGAGUGGGAGCUUCAAAGCGCUGAGGCUGGCAAGGAUGAGCUGCGGCGCCUUCAAGCUCUGGCGGAUGCUGGUUGACAUGGGUGCCGCUGGAUUUGUACCCCAGGCACUGAAGCUAGUCGACCUUAUCAUGGAAGAUAGCGCCACAGAAAGCAAGGUGUUUGCUGGAUGGAACUUCGCACCCCAGUUUUGGCGGGAUCUCCGCACAGUGGAGUUCUCAAAGUUCAACGGGAUGUUCGGGCUUGUUUCGGCGGCAGCGGAGGCCAAGAGCAUAAACAGCUUUGACGAUACCCGCUCAAGAUGUUCUUACACAUACAACACCCUGGAACUUGAAGAGCUGUCGCUUUCCUGGGAGGAUAAACAUCUGGGCGCAGAGAAGACAUACAUGCACUUCUUCACCAAUAUCCUCCCUUCACUCGGAGCUGGCCUAACGAGCUUAAAGCUCAUAGAUACAGACCUCAGCAUGGGAUCCCGGGCCAGACGCGGGGCAAUCCGAUACCCACGCAGUACAGUGCUCUCCCGCUCCCCCCUUGAAAGCUUAACAAAGCUUCAAACCCUCGUCCUCACCGGCGACGUGUCAGUCUGGCUUCUCUCCGACCGCACCCGCGACGUCAUGCGCGCCAUGCGCAACACAAUCACCAGCGCCGACAUCUGCCUCUCCACCAAGGACCUGCGCGACUCGAACCUCUCAAAGAUCUUUAGCCCCUGCGAGAAGCUGGAACGCCUCAUCAUCAGAGCAUGGGACAAGAUUGUGCAAGUCGCACACAACAACCAGAACCCCCAGACCCAGCGGGAUGCGGACUCUGGCCUGUGGAUCGAAUAUCCGCCGCUCCUCACAAACGCGCGGUACUCGCACACGUCGCUGUGGCCCGUGUGUCCGAAGCUCACCGCCCAGGGCGUCAGGCACUACUUGAAGAAGUGCAAGCGGCGGCCCGAGCCAGCUUCGUCGCGCGCCGUGUUAAGAGAGUUUGCCUUCUCGCGGGCGUUUUGCAGCGAUGCCUCGCCAAAGUCGUGGACUGAGGUGAGGGACCUGAUGCGGCAUAGAGGGGGGAAGUUCUUGCCGAAGCUGGAUACGGGUGGCUCGAGGGAACAUAAGCAUUGGGAUGAGGGUGUACCUUUGCCGGAAUGA